AUGGCUACUGGCUGGCUACAUAAUCUUACCUAUGAUAUCGCAUUAUGGAUAUUCAUCCUUGUGCUCGAGAUCUUUUUCAGAGAGAUACGACCAAGAGGUGCACAUAGAGUACCAAAGCAAGGACCUGUCAUUUUCGUCGUAGCACCUCAUGCCAACCAAUUUGUGGAUCCCAUUAUAUUGAUGCGUGAAUGUGGACGACGGACCUCGUUUCUUAUUGCCGAAAAGUCGAUGCACCAAAAAGGGAUUGGCACGUUUGCACGCAUGAUUCACGCCAUUCCAGUGAUUCGACCACAAGAUUUGGCUGUACCUGGCAAGGGGCGUAUCCAAUUGUUAAAUCGCAAAUCCGAACCCUGUCGAAUCACUGGUGUUGAUACCCAAUUUACCCAACAAUUACGUCCAAAGGAUAUGAUUGCGUUACCCAAAAACGCCGGCAAGGCUGAAGUCACCGAGGUCGUGUCAGAUACCGAGUUGAUGAUCAAGCGAGAAUUCAAGGAACUCAAGGCACUCGAAUUGCUAUCCAAUGAUGAGGGUACUCCAUACAAGUGCAUGCCACACGUGGAACAGGAGUCGGUGUAUCGCUGUGUUCAUGAAGAACUCGCCAAAGGUCAAGGCAUUACCAUCUUUCCUGAAGGAGGCAGUCAUGAUCGUGCUGAAUUGUUGCCCUUGAAAGCUGGUGUCACCUUGAUGGCUUUGGGUGCCAUGGCCAAAUACCCGGGUCUCGAUGUCAAGAUUGUACCCGUAGGUCUCAACUAUUUUCAUGCACAUCGCUUUCGUUCAAGAGCCGUGAUUGAAUUCGGGAAUCCUAUCACAAUUGCACCUGAUUUGGUUGAAAAGUUCAAGCAAGGUGGUGAUCCAAAAAGAGAUGCUUGUGGUAAAUUGCUGGAUACUAUUCAUGGAGCACUCAAGAGCGUAACAGUCAAUGCGGGUAGUUAUGAAACCUUGAUGUUGAUUCAAGCAGCACGACGUUUAUACAAGCCUGCUCAUCGCAAGUUGCAUAUUUCUCAAGUGGUGGACCUCAAUCGUCGAUUCCUUAUUGGAUACAACUUGUUCAGGGAUGAUCCCAAGGUGAUUGAAUUACAGCAACGGGUCCUCGCCUAUAAUCAAAUGAUCAAAUACCAUGGUUUACGUGAUCAUCAAGUCUGCAGAGUGGAUCUCAGCGGUCGACGUACAUUGAUGCUCCUUUUGAAACGCGUGUUUGUUUUAUGUAUUCUCACGUUAUGGGCAUUCCCAGGUGGUAUCUUGAAUCUACCCGUCGUGAUUGUUGCCAAGAUCAUCAGUGCCAAAAAGGCCAGCGCUGCUGUCAAGGGAUCCACUGUCAAGAUUGCAGGACGUGACAUUUUGGCCACAUGGAAGAUCCUUGUUGGCCUCGUCCUUUUACCCAUGCUGUAUGCAUUUUACAGUCUUUGUAUGUUGGUUGCCGUGUUUCAAACCGAUUGGGAUCUUCGAUGGAAGCUCUUGUUGCCUGCUGCGACAUGGGUGAUGCUCCCCUUUGUUUCAUAUGCAAGUUUACGAUUUGGUGAGAUUGGAAUUGAUAUUCUCAGAUCGCUUCAACCUUUGGUCAUGUCUCUUUUGGAUCCUGAUGGCGUUCAAACAUUACGAGCCAACCGUGAAAAGUUGUCACAUGACAUUACGGACCUCAUCAAUGAAUAUGGACCCAAGGUGUUUCCUGAUUUUGAUGCCGAAUAUAUUAGUCGUACGACGAAAAAGACCGACACAACGCAACAACGACCUUCAGCAACACGAAGCAGUAGUUUCAGUUGGUCAGUGGCUACUACACCCAGCCGAUUACCCAAAAUUGCUAGUGGAUUCUUUCAACAAGCAGUGCGCAUGGGAUUGGAUGACAAGAGUAUAUUCAACUGGGGACGCAUUGAAGAAGAUGGUGGUGGUGGUGAUGACAAUUCCUUUUAUUUGGGUCGACUCAAUGGUAGUUUGACACCUGCUACCAGUCGUCGUGGAUCGGCAAGCGAAUCGGAUGCUGGAGGCUCAUCCUCUGCCACAUCAUCACGAAGUCGUGCAGGCAGCUUUGGCAAUGAUGGAUUUAGAGUGGAAGCAAUGACAAGUCUUGCGAAACGACCCAAGUUUAAGAUUGAGGAUUAUGAUGAAAAGAAGAAAUUGGAAGAUGAAGGUUAUGCAGGUGAUCGAGAGGAGGAUGAGCAGCAUAAAAAGUUAAAGUAG
Molecule: messenger RNA, 2175 nt
Organism: Lichtheimia ornata
Lineage: Eukaryota; Fungi; Mucoromycota; Mucoromycetes; Mucorales; Lichtheimiaceae
Exons: 10
Coding region: 1-2175 (724 amino acids)
Biological process (GO): phospholipid biosynthetic process
Cellular component (GO): endoplasmic reticulum membrane
Molecular function (GO): glycerol-3-phosphate O-acyltransferase activity; glycerone-phosphate O-acyltransferase activity
Source: RefSeq, a predicted model, not a curated record